Opisthorchis viverrini is the source of this 270-nucleotide messenger RNA. RefSeq lists its product as hypothetical. Gene Ontology annotation, molecular function: glutamate-tRNA ligase activity. The record is from RefSeq and is a predicted model, not a curated record. The transcript is spliced from 2 exons. The annotation marks the transcript as partial. Gene Ontology annotation, biological process: glutamyl-tRNA aminoacylation; translation. NCBI's taxonomy places the organism in Eukaryota, Metazoa, Platyhelminthes, Trematoda, Opisthorchiida, Opisthorchiidae. Gene Ontology annotation, cellular component: methionyl glutamyl tRNA synthetase complex; cytosol.
GACUACAAGAAGACCCUCAAGGUCACCUGGUUGGCUGAUCCUGGAAAACAAAAUCCUUCACUUACCCCAGUCACUUGUCUAAUUUAUGAUCACCUGUUGACUAAGGCGAUCAUUACCAAAGACGACGAUUUCAAGUUGUUCAUCAAUCGGGAAUCCAAGACCGAACAAUGUCUCUUGGGGGAUCCCGCUUUGAAGGAUUUGAAGAAGGGUGACAUUAUCCAACUUCAGCGACGUGGCUACUAUAUUUGUGACGCUCCAUACGAAUCAAAA